Myzus persicae (green peach aphid) is the source of this 621-nucleotide messenger RNA. RefSeq names its product receptor expression-enhancing protein 5-like. NCBI's taxonomy places the organism in Eukaryota, Metazoa, Arthropoda, Insecta, Hemiptera, Aphididae. The record is from RefSeq and is a predicted model, not a curated record. Bases 1 to 621 code for a protein of 206 amino acids. The transcript has a single exon.
AUGUUCGGGAUACUCGCGUUCGUCACGGAAACGGCACUGAUGAUGUUGGAACCGGUGUACCUGACGUACAAGGGACUGGAGGCCGUCGAGGCGGGCGAAGGUAGCCUCGACCCGGAGCAGUGGCGGAGGCUGCUCGUCCACUGGAUCGUGUACGGCGCGUUCCGGGCGGUGGAGGGCCUGGCCCGGCCGUGGGUGCCGUUCUACGACGUGGUCAAGAUCUGCGCCAUCGUGUGGUUGCGCGCGGGCGGCUCGGAUACGGUGUACCAGACGAUCAUCCGGCCGUUCCUGGUCGAACAUGAACCGGACAUCGACAUGUGGAUAGACCAGCUGAACCGCACCAGAGACUCGGUGGUGGCCGCCACCACGGUGAUAAGCGCCGCCGUCACAGGCGACCCCGACGCGACCGACGACGGUGAGCCGGGGGAAGUGACGCAGCCGGAACCGGAGCCUGUGUCCGGAGGUCCAGCGGCCGCCAGUCCUGCAGUGCCCGUCAAGCCUACAGUGGCCGUAAGUCCCGCCGUGCCCGCCAAGCCUACAGUGGCCGUAAGUCCUGCCGUGCCCGCCAAUACCGAACCCCCCAGUCCCGAGCCGAACGAAGAACAACGCCGCAAGGAUCAAUGA